GUCGCGAAUACGUCAACGCGAAUUGCUUGCUAGGCUUGCUAGUGAUAAAAUAAUCUAUACGCUUUUAGCUUUUACUCGGGUUUUUAUGAUCUUUCAAAAAGCUUGACUGAGAAAAUGGCACAUAACGCAGAUUUGAUCAAACAAGCGAUGUUCGAAGAAUUACAAAAGAUUCUUAAUCCAGAUGGUGAAACUCGUCGGCAAGCAGAAGAAAGAUUAGCACAACUUAAAUUUACAGAAGGAUAUGGCAUUUAUCUAGCGGAAAUCACAGUCAAUCAAACACUAGAUCUUGCUUUUAGACAAUUAGCUUCUGUUAUGUUAAAGCAAUAUGUAGAAGAUUGUUGGGCCGAAAUACCGGACGAAGGAUUCGAUAAAACUCUGAUAGUCAAUCCAGAAGCAAAAAUAGCUAUUAAAACGAUACUGCCACAAGGCUUAUAUGACCCAAAUAGUAAAAUUCGCAGUGUUGUUGCUUAUUCCAUUUCUAAUAUUGCUUCAUAUGAUUGGCCAAACGACUGGCAAGAACUAUUCGAUAUUAUCGUCAAAUGCCUUGGUGGCAAUGAAAAUUCUGUUCAUGGCGCGAUGAAGGUUUUGGUUGAGUUCACACUAGAUUUAGACAAACAGAUACUGGAUGUGGGUCCAAUGAUUAUAUCUGAGGUAUACAGAAUUUUUGAAGCGCAAUCGGUAUACAGUGUUUCUACUAGAAGCUAUGCUAUUAAAAUACUCAAUUCGUUGCUGAGAAGCGUAAACACACAUGUCGAGUCGAAGCAGGAUCAGACAAAUAUAUUUAAUCCAACGCUUCCUAUUUUUAUGCAAAAAAUGAUAGAAGGACUCACAGUUCCGAAUGGGUCAUAUAGCAGCUUUGAGUUGAAAACCGAAAUACUAAAAGCUCUUAAGCUCAUGAUAUCAGAAAUGCCAAAAUUUGCUAACCAAUAUCUCUCGGCAAUUUUGCCUCCUAUCUGGCAAUUAUUAACGCAGAUGGCUGAUCUUUACAUUAAAAUCGUGGUAAAUGAAACAGAAGAAAGCCCAUUUGCCCACAAUGCUGAAGGGGAUGAAAAUGAAGAUUUCAUUUCAAUGAUCUUGCAAAUCUUUGAGUUUUUACAUACAAUUAUUGAAAUGAAAAAAUACAAAGGCGCCAUUACAAAUGUGUUAACUGAUUUGAUUUAUAUUAUUAUCCUAUAUAUGCAAAUAACGGAGGAGCAGGCUCAAAGCUGGAGCAUCGAUCCAGAAAAAUAUGUAGAAGAUGAAGACGAACAGGGAAUAGAUUUUUCGAUUAGGAAUACUGCCCAUGAUGUGCUCUUGGUUAUUGGUCAAGAAUACGAACAUAAAUUACUGUCAUGCUUUUCUGAAGCGUUGGGAAAACACAUAACAGUUGCUGAUGCCGAUCGAAAUGCAGGUCAUUUGCAUUGGUGGAAGGUGUAUGAAGCGUCAAUGCUAGCUGUAGGUUCAUUUAAGGAACUAUUUAUGGCAAAUGAAACGACGUUCGAUCUGUAUCAAUAUAUGAAUCUUGUGGACAGCGCUAUGAAAUACCAGGUAUCACCUUAUCUAUUAGGACGCUGUUUAUGGAUUUUUAGCCGUUACUGUGACUGCAACGUAUAUAAUCGGCAUGUUCUAGAGAAAGUAAUAGAUACCACUAUAAGCAGUACUUCACUGGAAAAGCCUGUUGUACUAAAAGUAAUAGCGACAAGGCAAUCCGAAAUAUGGAUAUAAGAAAAAAGCUACGAGACAUAAAUUUACCAACACCGAAGGUUAUGUACUAUCAACCUAUUUGACCUGGCCGAAAUCGCGCGCGAGCAGUUAUUAGAUACCGAUAAACAUUUGUUACUAUACGCGAAAGCCGCCUUGAGACAAACGGGUUUAUUUUGGCAAUUACAUCAAAAACCAUAGCAGCGCGAGAUACCUUUUGGCAUCCUUCGAUCAUGAAAUAUACUAAAAACCUUAAACACUAUCGGGGAGCUGUUCAAAAGCUAUCAAGUUUUUGAUAUUCAAUAAUCAUAUAAUGGAAAUUACACGCGCGGUGUUCCUAGCUAUCCUCUUUCACGAUAUUAAUGCGCGAGAUACCUCGUUUAUAACGCUUCAAUAUAAGUCACGGUUUAUAAACACGUCAAUGUUAU
Messenger RNA from Sabethes cyaneus, 2108 nucleotides. RefSeq names its product importin-9-like. The record is from RefSeq and is a predicted model, not a curated record. Gene Ontology annotation, biological process: protein import into nucleus. Gene Ontology annotation, molecular function: small GTPase binding. Gene Ontology annotation, cellular component: cytosol; nuclear envelope. Bases 115 to 1704 code for a protein of 529 amino acids. The transcript has 7 exons. NCBI's taxonomy places the organism in Eukaryota, Metazoa, Arthropoda, Insecta, Diptera, Culicidae.